This is a messenger RNA of Hirsutella rhossiliensis, 2472 nucleotides long. RefSeq lists its product as uncharacterized. The record is from RefSeq and is a predicted model, not a curated record. The transcript has 3 exons. Bases 1 to 2472 code for a protein of 823 amino acids. NCBI's taxonomy places the organism in Eukaryota, Fungi, Ascomycota, Sordariomycetes, Hypocreales, Ophiocordycipitaceae.
AUGGCUCCCCCCAGCGGGGCUCAUCUCGAGUCGGUCAUUUCCGAUGUCUUCCUUCCCGUCAAGCUGCCCAGCCGCAGCCAGGGCCGAGGACACGAAGAUUACCUCGUCGAUUGCGUCCUCACGGCCCUCAAAGACUUUCGUUCAUGCGUCGGAGAGGACAUGCGAGAAGCCAUAUGUGCCGCGACACAAAUGAUUCUCAACUUCAAGAGAACGAGAACAGACUUCGGAGGCGUCGAUCAAGAUCGACUUCAAAAACUCUUCUCAGAGUUGGCCAAAGACGAUUCUUUCGUUAUACCGCUCCAUGUCAAAGCACAGAAUGCCGGGAUCGUCAUUCGCCGUACCGACAAAACUGCCGUCUUCGAAGUCUUUCAACUCACGCCACCGAAUCAAACUGUCCUGGCAGCUGUCGGCCGCUUGCGACGUUGCUUUCCGAGCCUCGGUGUCGCCGUCACACCCAAGAUCUUUACGUCUUUGGAUUUUCAAGCAACAUCAGCUGCCACCAUCUCCAAGAUGAGCGAGCAGCAUGUCUCGGAGACGGCUUCGGGUCACGCUUACCCCGAUGACGAAUCGAUCAACCCUACCCUGGUUACUGAUUUGCUAUCAAGCUUCCUGCUUUCCAACGGCAAAUCCUCUCCUGGAAAAGUCAUUUGGAAGAACACAAGAGAAGAGGUCAAUCUGUCGGAUGGGAAGAGUCGUCCCUGGAAACGUUCGGCCGUCUGGUUGCUUCUACGCGUUUCUUUGCAGCAGAUCAUGUCCCCGACCCUCAAGGGGACUCAAUCUGAUGGCAUUUACAAGCGAUGGAUGAUUUUCCAUCUGGCUCAGCUUCUUCGCGAGGCUACAGCAGCGAGACUGGCCAGCGAAUUGAUUGCGUGUAUGAGCGGAAAACUGGCAAGACGUUUGGUCAAGCUCGACUUGAAGGAGCACGAACACUGGAUGUCUCAAGUUUCCGAGCAUUUGCGCAAUGCAACCGAGCUUCUCGAGUCAAGAUGGCAUAAAACCAUCGAGGCCCACACCCAACUCUUGGGCUUCACACGAUUGGCAGCGCCUGAUGUUGAGGCAGACACUCGAUUCAAUCUGCCGGAACUUGAUUAUUUCCUCGCGUCCAUCGCGGAUCGGCAGCUCGUCGACAAGAGACUUCUUUUCUGUCCAAAAUCCCACCUUCUUUCGUGCAGUGCUGGAGAGCUACCUGCGAUCGACUCCAUCAAAGGCUCAAGCAAAUACGAGGUGCACAAUCUCUAUGCCUUUGAAGAAUGGGUUUCUGAACACCUUGAUGGGUGGGCGCAGCGGAACGCAAAGAAUCCUCAGGCCUGUUCCAAAAUCGAAAGCGCCAUACGAAAAUACUUUGAAAUCGCCCAACUCGUGUACAAAGAUUCUGCCGAAGGGAUCUCGGCCAUGCUACUGACCCUCCUCGAUCUCUGGAUCGCGUGCGAUAAGACGGCUUGCUCUAUUCAUCCUCUUCUAUCAAGAUAUGAUCACGAAGUCCCCACCGGGCCAUUCGAAUCUCUCUUGCUCAGGUUCAAAAGCGACAUGGAAAGGCUCUUUCGCGCGGAGCGGUAUCUCAAAGCACGUUCCAACAAUGACAGAUGCUUCUCCGUUGAGUUUGCUGCCGAUUCACCAGAGCAUCAAGGCAUUCUUGACCGUAUACUGGAGCAAGCAGAAGAAAGGAGGAACAGGAAGCGCCAGGAGUUUGAGCAGCUUCGUUCAUUAUACAACUCACACAUGGAACAGUACGCGACAACCUCGUGUGCGCAGCAUAAUGGGCUUGACGAGGACUCGGAUCCGAGCCACUCCCAGACUUGCGACAGAUGCCUACACAAAGCCGAAGCAGGCAGGCUACAAAUUGAGGCGUACGAGUGGCCAUUGCCUUCGAGCAAGGCCGAGACCUGGUCUGUGGUCUUUGAGCUGGCCGUGCCUCCGUCCUUUCGGGCAUGGAGGGAUGCCAGCAUCCACUUCCUCAGCGACGUGUUGGGCUACCAAUCUCGUCGUCUUGUCGACGCACGCGCACAAUGUGCACUGCACACAUUCGAGGGCCUGUCUGAUCAUUACAAGCCCAGCUCGCUAGACCAGCGUGUCAAAGUCGCCUCCGAGACGAAACCACAGACAGCGUCUCGUCAGCGCAUCCAGAUUGGGUCAGAUGUGACCGUGGACGAUAUAUGCGUCGCCAACGAGAUGCAUUGGAGGCUCUUUGAUACUUCGGCCGCAGCCUUCCUGGGACAGUUCAAAGCAACUGCCAAUGUUUCGAAAAAGUGUACGAUUCAGCUGCCCCCGCCGUCGGGCUCUCUCCAGAACUUUCUCUGCCGCAGCGCAUUCCAAGGUCAAGGGCCACGGCCAAACGUGGUCAUAGCCCAGCAAUCUGCUUGUCCGGAAAAAAUGUCCAUCGGGGAAUACAAGGCGCUUUGCGCUCUUCCAUUUGGCUACCGCACACAGUGGAUGAAUAUCCUCGUGCAACUGGCUAUGCCCUCGGUCGAUUAG